GAUUUUAUUGCACGCUGCCGCUGACUUCCGGGAUGUCAACUGAACUCUAGACGUCCACAAGUCGUUCAAGUUAGUGGGUCGGUGGUUUGUUGUCUUCGUUAACGUAUACACACUUUGACCUAUUGUACGAGGACUGCGUGCGUACAUCAGACAACAACAUGAGUCUACAAGAGAUCAAUGAGAACGUGAAGCUGGCCCGCGAAUACGCCUUGCUUGGGAACUAUACCUCGGCCAGCGUUCUUUACCAUGGCUUGCUGGACCAAAUCAGGAAAUAUGUGUAUACUGUGCGGGACAGCAGUUUUCAGCAGAGAUGGCAGCAGUUGUGGCAGGAAAUCAGCGAAGAGAAUCGACAAGUUCAGGAAAUAAUGUUGACCCUGGAGAACUUUCAACUUGACACAACGCCCGCUAAACCCAGUAACCAUGACGAUUGCGAUAUAAGGCCUGUGCACGUGGAGCAGCGACAUUCUCCAUGUCCUGUCAGGCGGCCAGCCAACCAGUAUAAAGACAGCAAACCAACCAACAACAGGCUGAGCGUGGCUGUGAGGGCCCAACAGAGGCCCUCGGCCCGUGCGUCCAAUGGGGACCGAGGCAAAGCAUCCAAAGGCAAAGAGAAGAGAGAGUCAAAGGAGGCCGCCGGCAAAGUAAAGGAUGACAAGAACAAAGCAGAUGUCCAGGAGAAAGAAGUGAAGAAGUUUGACGGGGCGGGAUACGAUAAAGACCUUGUGGACGCUUUGGAGAGAGAUAUUAUAUCUCAGAAUCCAAAUGUGAGAUGGGACAACAUUGCAGACCUGGAAGAUGCAAAAAAACUUCUGAAAGAAGCGGUCGUGUUGCCGAUGUGGAUGCCAGCAUUUUUCAAAGGAAUACGAAGACCGUGGAAGGGAGUGCUUAUGGUCGGACCACCCGGCACUGGGAAAACCCUUUUGGCUAAAGCAGUUGCCACCGAGUGCAGAACCACUUUCUUCAACGUCUCCUCAUCCACUCUCACCUCUAAGUACAGAGGGGAAUCGGAAAAGCUAGUUCGCCUUCUCUUUGAAAUGGCUCGUUUUUACGCUCCCACUACGAUCUUCAUUGAUGAAAUUGACUCCAUGUGCAGCCGCAGAGGGACCUCAGAGGAGCAUGAGGCCAGCCGGAGAGUCAAGGCGGAACUACUGGUGCAGAUGGAUGGUGUUGGUGGAGCGUCAGAAAACGAGGAUCCAUCAAAGAUGGUUAUGGUGCUGGCUGCUACCAACUUCCCGUGGGACAUUGAUGAAGCUCUGAGGAGACGGCUGGAGAAGAGGAUUUACAUCCCCCUGCCUUCAACCGAAGGUCGUGUGGAGCUGCUCAGGAUCAACCUGACUGAGCUGGAGCUGGCGAGCAACGUGGACUUGGACAAGAUUGCAGAGAAGUUGGAGGGUUACUCAGGAGCCGACAUUACCAAUGUGUGCAGGGAUGCCUCUUUGAUGGCCAUGAGGCGAAGAAUCGAGGGCCUGACGCCAGAGGAGAUCCGUAACAUCUCCCGGGACGAGAUGCACAUGCCCACCACUAUGGAGGACUUUGAGUCCGCUCUGAGAAAAGUGUCCAAAUCCGUGUCUGCUACUGACCUGGAGAAGUAUGAAAAGUGGAUCGAAGAGUUCGGGUCCUGCUGAGAACCACCGAUAUCCGAAAUGUGUAGCUAUUGCUGUAAGAUGAUUUACUAGUUACUAGGUCGUGCAGUGUCUUUCAGCAAGAUCCAGGUGUUAUCAAAGAGUUUUGAGUGGCACCUCCUUAUUGUACAUCAUGUUAAAAUGAUGUUCCGUUUUGCUAAAACAGGCACUCGAGACACCACUUGAUGUCGGAAAAUUUCUCAUUUUGUUUUAAGGAUCCUGAAUUCAUCUUACAAAAUGAAUUCAAUGGUAGUAAGACGUAAAUGUUCCUGCAGCAGACGAUCUUUUACCGCUACUGUGCUUUCUCAAGUGUCAUAUAUUCUUUGUACCAUUGUGUUUAAUCCUAUUAAAUGUUACUCAUGGUUUGUCCCUUCUUGUUUUCUGAACAUAUUUGAUUAAAGGUGUUACUGUGGGUUUUUUUCACA
This is a messenger RNA of Gasterosteus aculeatus aculeatus (three-spined stickleback), 2047 nucleotides long. It is a transcript of the gene katna1, whose product is annotated as katanin p60 (ATPase containing) subunit A 1. Gene Ontology annotation, molecular function: ATP binding; microtubule severing ATPase activity; microtubule binding. Gene Ontology annotation, cellular component: microtubule cytoskeleton. NCBI's taxonomy places the organism in Eukaryota, Metazoa, Chordata, Actinopteri, Perciformes, Gasterosteidae. Gene Ontology annotation, biological process: microtubule severing. The record is from RefSeq and is a predicted model, not a curated record.